AUGAUGAGCGUCUUCUUCUUCUUCUUCUUCUUCAACUUAAGAUCUAUCAUUCGCGCUUCAAUCAAGUGUGGCCAAGAGAAGGAAGCUCAUCGCUUUCUCCCAUCUUGCUAUCUCCAUCAACAGUCCUGUCACAGAAGAGGCUGCAUCUUCUUCUGCUCCGUUGUGACUUUGAACUGCGUGAUGUCUUAUCACCCUCUCAUUCUUGUCAAUUGAUGCUUCUUCAUUCCUAUUCAUAUCUCAUGGUGAUUCAAUGUUAGAACACGGCAAUGUGAUUCUCGAUAUUUGAUUUCCAUUUGAUAGAUAGGUAUUU
Fusarium oxysporum Fo47 is the source of this 310-nucleotide messenger RNA. RefSeq lists its product as uncharacterized. NCBI's taxonomy places the organism in Eukaryota, Fungi, Ascomycota, Sordariomycetes, Hypocreales, Nectriaceae. The record is from RefSeq and is a predicted model, not a curated record. The transcript has a single exon. Bases 1 to 213 code for a protein of 70 amino acids.